ACGCGCUCACGAUAGGCGCUCAGAGCGCUCGCGGGCCGCGUUGUUCGUUUAUCGCGCAGUGGUUCAUUUACGCUUAUUUUUUUUGAGGGGGGUGGUGGUUAUUAUCAGACAAGAUUAUAAUUUUUUAUUUAUGUUUCGUUUCAACGGCUCUGUCCUCGGCACGACCCGUUAGAUUUGCGAGAAGCGGUUUGCGGUAACGCGCAGGUGUGGGCGGAGUUGAACAGGUUUUUUGCUGAAGUUUUGGGUGACGUCGUCUGCUCCUCGUGAGGCUGCGUGCGAGCGGGUUGUAACAAUAACAAAUGAUGAGCGGUGCGCAGCCGGAGAGAGCGGAGUCUUGAGUGGGGUGGGCGGCUGCUUUCCUUUUUCUUUUUUUAUUGGUGUCCGUCACUAGAGCCGCUCCGUAGGCGGUCGACCUAAUACCUACUUGGCAGACGUCAAACCCGCAGCUGUCGCCGGCAUGUUUCCUCUCGACUCGCCGUGGAAUAUUUCCUUUGCCGGCUGCGGCUUCCUGGGCAUCUACCACGUCGGUGUCGCCAGCUGCCUGUUGGAGCAGGCGCCGUUCCUCGUGGAGAACGCGCGACACAUAUACGGGGCAUCGGCUGGGGCUCUGACCGCCUCUGCCCUGGUCAGCGGGGUAUGUCUGGGAGAAGCUGGUGCGAGUAUCAUCGAUGUGGCAAAAGAAGCCAGGAAACGAUUCCUGGGGCCUAUGCAUCCUUCUUUCAACCUAGUCAAGAUAGUGCGGCAUAUGCUGCAUCGCACGCUGCCACCUGAUGCUCACCUUCGGGCCACGGGCAGAUUAGGAAUCUCCCUGACACGUGUGACGGAUGGAGAAAAUGUCCUAGUAUCCCACUUCCACAGCAAGGAAGAACUAGUGCAAGCAUGUGUAUGCAGUGCCUAUAUCCCGGUGUAUUGUGGUCUCAUUCCCCCUACCUUGAGGGGUGUGAGAUAUGUUGAUGGAGGGAUGUCGGACAACCUGCCUCAGUAUGAGCUGAAAAAUACAAUCACCGUGUCACCGUUCUCCGGAGAGAGCGAUAUCUGCCCUCGAGACAUGUCCACCAACCUGCAUGAGCUGCGCUUUACCAACACCAGCAUUCAGUUCACCCUCACCAACCUCUACAGGGUCUCCAGGGCACUUUUCCCUCCAGACCCAACGGUUAUGAAGACCAUGUGUAAACAGGGAUAUAAAGACGCUCUUCACUUUUUAAAGAGAAAUGGCUUACUCAAUUGCAAUGGGCCUCUCAGACACAGACCCCUGCUGGCCAAUAAGCAGGAAAAUAAGCCCGAUGAUGGUGAUGAUAGUGAUGAAAAUGUAGACGAGGAGCAGCCACAUGGUGAAAUCGGAGCAGUCGUGGUCCAGUCCGCUUCCUCAAUAGAGGAACAUAUCAUUGAGCACCUCCCACCUAAACUCCACAGAGCUCUAGUGGAGGCUUGCAAAGAGAGGAGAAACCUGGUGCAGUCCCUGAGCAACAUGCUCCCCGUCAGGAUGGCUUCGGCCAUGAUGCUCCCCUAUACUCUCCCCCUGGAGUCUGCCAUGUCCAUGACUGUCCGACUUUUGGAAUGGCUACCAGAUGUGCAGGAGGAUAUUGUUUGGAUUCGUGAGCAGUCAGUAAAAAUGCUGCAGUGUGUUCUACGCCAGGCGUCCAAAAGACUCUCGCAGCAUGUAUCUGCAAGGUUUUCCUGUCAGCUUGAGCUGUACCACUAUCAGUCCCUCCCGUCUCAACUCAGCACUGCCAGUCUGUUUCCCACCUGGAUGAACGAAAGCGGUUCCUCUGUCUUUGAUGUUAUCGUGCGCCUUGACCAGUACCAGAGGCAGGUUCUGCCUGGACUCAUGUCUGUCAACAUGGACCUGCAAGGCGCCUUCAAAACGUGACCCCACAACACCAGAUAAGGGCCCUCCAUCCAUCUUCUCGUUGGAUGCCAAUUAAGUACAGAUGUACAGACACACUGCCCUAACACUCCAGCUGCUCCUGUUUCCUGUGAGGUCGUCAUGGUCACGAAUGUCAUAGGGCUUGAUUCUGGAGUUACGAACCUCUUAAAAAGAGUGUAAAUCUAAUUUGCUACAUGUUUUCAGACAGACCCCUGCACCCAUAUCCCUUAAGGUAGCUGUUAAGACUGUGUUUGAAGCCUAAUUAAGCCAUCAGUGCUACAGAGGAUGGAUAUGGUAGUAAUUUACCAUUAUUUUUUUACAAUUGCUAUGUCUCGUGUGUGUGUGUGUGUGUGUAUAUAUAUAUAUAUAUAUAUAUAUAUAUAUAUAUAUAUAUAUAGGUCUGAUGAAAAUACAUCUGGCUAAAAGGCAAACCUGUUGCAGCAAUGUAAAUGUUUUAAAUCCAUCCUUAUGAUGGAUGAAUGCAUUUUCGGCACAUGAACAUAAACAACCAAGUGCAACCUUUUCAAUAAAAUACAGCACAUAUAUUUGUAAUGGAAUGGUUUAGAGAGACAAGUGCUUGUGUUUUUGAGGAAUGUAGUUGAACCAGUAAUCUAGCAGAGUGUGUCUGCUGCAUCCAGUUAGCCGCUCAGAGGCCGGGUCUGCUAUCGGGCCCACAUGAUGGUGGACUUACAGGAGGAGAAGGAGAGGAACUGGUUGGUGAUUUCAGAACUGAGCGGUCACAGGUUACUUCAGUAAAACCCCAUUUAUUUUACGCAAAUAAGUGUUUUAUAUAUUGGAUUUUCUAUGUAUGGCAAUUUAUCUUGGGGGUCCUUACUGUUAUUUAUAUGUAAACCCAAACAUUACUUUGCUAUUUUGUCAGAAAUCAAACUGUCAAAUCAUUCAAUCGCCUUGCUUUUUUAAGUUGCAAAAAACUCAGCCUUUUCAUCCUCCUCUUAACAAGAGAAACCAUAUAUAUAUAUAAUUGGUUGUAGCUUUGUGAACUGCUUGAAUUCUUGUUGACCAGUUGUUCACUCUUUGGGUUAAAGUUCUUACGUCCUUUCUUUAGUGUCAUAUGAAGAAAUUGUCUGUAAACGUCAGAAGAAGUUUAUGAAAAUGUGAAUGAAUGUACAUUUAAGUCUGUACGUUGCCUGAAAUUCAUUGUAUUUCCUCAUUUGAGCCAGCAUAAUGGUAUGACGGCAUAUCUCUCAAGUGAUAAAACUUUAUCUCUUGUGCUAUGACAGGAUUUUUUCCCCACUAUAUUGCUUUAAGUAUUUGAUAACGUGACUUUAUUAAAAUUUCGUAUUUAAAAACAGCUCAGAUUGAAGCCAUGUAUUCUUAAAACCACUGAAGGAAUUGCAAAGGAUGCCUGGGUUCCAAGAGUGCCAAAAUUACAGGGAAUGUCUGACGUGAUCUGCAAUUAAAUAAAAAUUUUAUUGUGUAA
Messenger RNA from Lampris incognitus (smalleye Pacific opah), 3308 nucleotides. It is a transcript of the gene pnpla2, whose product is annotated as patatin-like phospholipase domain containing 2. The record is from RefSeq and is a predicted model, not a curated record. The coding region runs from base 458 to 1870 and encodes 470 amino acids. NCBI's taxonomy places the organism in Eukaryota, Metazoa, Chordata, Actinopteri, Lampriformes, Lampridae. Gene Ontology annotation, molecular function: triacylglycerol lipase activity. Gene Ontology annotation, cellular component: membrane; cytoplasm; lipid droplet. Gene Ontology annotation, biological process: triglyceride catabolic process; lipid homeostasis; positive regulation of triglyceride catabolic process. The transcript is spliced from 9 exons.